Messenger RNA from Colletotrichum chrysophilum, 1347 nucleotides. RefSeq lists its product as uncharacterized. Lineage: Eukaryota; Fungi; Ascomycota; Sordariomycetes; Glomerellales; Glomerellaceae. The transcript is spliced from 4 exons. The record is from RefSeq and is a predicted model, not a curated record. Gene Ontology annotation, molecular function: oxidoreductase activity. Gene Ontology annotation, cellular component: cytoplasm. The coding region runs from base 1 to 1347 and encodes 448 amino acids.
AUGUCAACGACUCCGUUCCCGGUCCCCAACGCCACGGUGCCUUACUGGCGAUCGCAACUCCACGAGCUUGAUAGCUUUCAGAGCUCCGAGACAUUGCCAGCAGAGCAGGAUAUCGUCAUCAUCGGCGCUGGGUACACAGGGACAGCUCUAGCCCAUUACCUCCUCGACGGCCUCGAUGACUCCUCCCGGCCUUCCAUUACCAUCCUCGAAGCCAGACAAGCUUGCUCGGGAGCGACGGCUCGCAAUGGCGGUCACGUAAGACCCGACCUCUAUCAAGGCCUUCCUGGUCUGAUUAGGAAGUACGGGCAAGAGGCAGCUGACGAGAUGGCCUCGUUUGAGCUUUCCAACCUCCAUGCUGUCAGAGAUCUCGUCAGGGAGAACAAAAUAGACUGCGACUUCAGAGUGACCACCUCCAUGGCUGUUCUCAGAAAGGAUGAGCACGCCCUGCCGUUCAAGAAAGGUAUCGAUGAGCUCCUUCAGCUAGGAUCACCAACAGCCAAGCUCGUUCACACUGUCGAGGGCAAGGCAGCUGAAACAUUUUCCGGAGUCAAAGACGCCACCACAGCGUUCGCUUUCGAGGCCGGCUCUAUUUGGCCCUACAAGUUUGUCAUGUCCCUCCUGUCACAAGCCGUCAGCAAGGGAGCUCAGCUUCACACGCAUACUCCCGUCACUCAAGUGUCCGACACCCAAGACAACGGGUUCUGGACGGUGACCACCCCCAGAGGUGCCAUUAGAGCCAGAACCGUCCUCUUUGCAUCCAACGCGUACACCUCCUCGCUGCUUCCCCAGUACAAGGACCGCAUCAUCCCAGCUCGGGGGAUCUGCAGCCAUGUGGUCGUCCCAGAAGGCACGCAUCCUCCACAUCUUCCUUCGACCUACUCCCUUCGUCACGGUCCCGGCCUGUACGACUACCAGGUCACUCGACCGGACGGGAGCAUCAUCGUUGGCGGCGGCAGGACGGAGUUUUAUCCGAAGCGCCUCGAUCAAUGGUACAAUAUCUGGGAUGACUCAACUUUGAUCGAGCCUGCUGCUACGUACUUUGAUGGUUACAUGCAGAGAAACUUCCACGGCUGGGAAAACAGCGGAGCCAAGGUUGACAAAAUCUGGACGGGAAUCAUGGGGUACACAAAUGACCAGCUGCCCCACGUUGGUGCAGUCCCAUCCAAACCCGGGCAGUACAUCGCCGCAGGGUUCAACGGCCACGGGAUGGCCUUUAUUCUCCUAACGGCCAAAGGGCUGGCAAAGAUCGUCCGAGACGGCGUGCCCUUCUCCCAGUCCGGAGUCCCGCGGCUGUUUGAGACGAGCGAAGCCAGACUCCAGCGAGACGAAAACGAACUUCUUGCAUAG